AUGAAAGGCAACACCAUUCCUUCACCCAUCUUCGUCAAGAAGAAGAAGCGCCCAAUAAUUUUGUUAAUACUGCUAGAACUCCUUUUCCCAGUGCUGGUAGAGGACGUGGAUAUGGCUCCUCUGGCUCUUCUUCUUCCUCUCAAACCAACGUUGGCAGAGGAUAUUUUUCUCCUAAAAAUUCUGACAAAGGAAAUGGAAAAUACUGUGUUUAUUGCAGGCGUGAUGGACACACGGUGGAUGAAUGCUAUGGAAAGCAUGGAUACCCUCCGGGUCAUCCUCGUUACCCCGAACGUCCAAAAUUUCAUAACACAUCGUUCUUCUCUGUCAACAGUGCCAACACCACCACCUAAGAAAUCUCUCACGAAGAAGACAGAGUUUCUAGGGAUUCCUCCAACGGGCCAAGUCUUGUUAUCACACCAAGUCAAUAUCAAUGUCUAA
Messenger RNA from Sphenostylis stenocarpa, 438 nucleotides. Lineage: Eukaryota; Viridiplantae; Streptophyta; Magnoliopsida; Fabales; Fabaceae. The record is from the annotation of a GenBank genome assembly.